AUGGGGAUGGGAGGAGCGUCCUCAAAGCUCAGAAAGGCCGCCAGGAAGAUGGUGGUGGCUGCUUGCGCCUCCUUUUCUUCUUCUUCUUCUUCUAGAAAGCCUGCUCUUUCCUUUGACAACUCCUCCUCCUCAUCCUUCAAUGGGUCGGACUCUAUUGCAAUGUCUCCCACAAAGCUAAAGGAAGCUGAAUCCCUCACCAAUGACACGUACAAUAACGUGGCUUCUAAGCAGAACUUGUGCGCAAUAUGCCUGGAAGCUCUGAGUUACAGCACGGGGAACAGCCCAGGCCAGGCUAUAUUCACAGCCCAGUGCUCUCAUGCAUUUCACUUUGCUUGCAUCUCAUCCAAUGUCCGCCAUGGUAGUGUUACCUGCCCCAUCUGCCGUGCCCAUUGGACCCAGCUUCCCCGCAACCUAAACCCACCUUGUUCCCUCUCCUGCAACCAAUCUGAUCCCAUUUUUCAAAUUCUCGAUGACUCCAUUGCCACUUUCCGGGUCCACAGACGCUCCUUCCUACGCUCUGCCCGUUACAAUGAUGAUGACCCCAUAGAACCUGACGACACUUCCAGUCAUCCACGCCUGGACUUCUCCCUUGUGUCAAUACCACCACUACCCUUUCGUCAUCGAUGCACACAGUACCAACAUCCCCACCACAUAACAGGUUCCUCCUCUUCAUUGUUUUCGUACCCACCAACACCCUAUUCAUACACCUCAAAUAGGAGACUUGCUGCUGCCUAUCUCUCUGUAAAGUCAAUACAACAAAGAGCUAUGGACUUGGUUCUGGUAGCAAGCCCCAACGGACCGCAUUUGAGGCUUGUCAAGCAGUCCAUGGCAUUAGUGGUAUUUUCCCUCCGUCCAAUUGACCGUUUGGCUGUUGUGACUUAUUCUUCAUUUGCAGCCCGAGUGUUCCCCUUGAGACGCAUGACGUCCUAUGGCAAGCGGACAGCACUGCAAGUUAUCGACCGUCUUUUCUUCAUGGGGCAAGCAGACCCAAUGGAAGGCCUGAAGAAAGGGAUAAAGAUACUUGAAGAUCGUGCCCACAAGAAUCCACAGUCCUGUCUCUUGCAUCUGUCCGACAGUCCAACAAGAUCAUAUCACACUUUCAACAUGCAAAUUCCAUUUCCAAUUCAUCGGUUUCAUGUAGGAUUUGGCUUUGGCACAUCAAAUGGAUUUGUCAUGCAUGAAUUCGAAGAGUUCUUGGUUAGGCUGCUUGGAGGUGUGAUUAGAGAUGUCCAGUUGAGAAUCGGGGAAGAAGGCAGGAUAAUUAGGCUUGGGGAGCUAAGAGGCAAUGAAGAAAGGAGAAUUCUGUUAGACUUAGGUGAGCGUGAACAUGUUUUUGUAGGAUACAGCUACGUUGAAGAUGGAAAUGAUGAAUGCGCCAUAACUGGAGAAACUAUAGUAAGUGUAGCGGAAAAAAGGGAACCCCAUGACACCAGCAGAGAAGCUCCUGCAGGGAGGGAUGUGAACAUAAUUGGCGGGCGGACCAGCAGCGUUGAGAGUUGGGAUUACCAUGAUCCUUACAUGGCUAGAAGAUGGGCUAAACAUUUGCACGGUUAUAGACUUUGAAUCAUGCAAAACAAAACGUUGCCCUAGAAACAAAUGUAUGCACAAAUAUACCAGACCCACGAGAUUUCAGUCAUAUUGCCUAAUAGUUCCAACUUGGGAGCUGUGCUCACACCGGGGGGAAAAUAUUCCAGUUGAGUGUGUUGAUAAAAUUCAUAGAUGUAACUAAACUAAAGAGUUGUACGAUCAUACUUUCAGGACUUACUGCACACAUCCUUUGCAAAAUAUUCUAGUGGAGUUUUGACAUCAUCUA
Molecule: messenger RNA, 1813 nt
Organism: Ricinus communis (castor bean)
Lineage: Eukaryota; Viridiplantae; Streptophyta; Magnoliopsida; Malpighiales; Euphorbiaceae
Product: probable E3 ubiquitin-protein ligase EDA40
Exons: 3
Coding region: 1-1563 (520 amino acids)
Molecular function (GO): metal ion binding
Source: RefSeq, a predicted model, not a curated record